[Candida] anglica is the source of this 1203-nucleotide messenger RNA. Lineage: Eukaryota; Fungi; Ascomycota; Pichiomycetes; Serinales; Debaryomycetaceae. The record is from the annotation of a GenBank genome assembly.
CUCCUGAUAUUGUAGAAUGUAGUAACUGUAGUAUAGAUAAAAAAUCAGAUUAUAGAUAAUAAUGCCAGGAUCAAUCCCAGAUAAAUUUAAAGGUGUCGGUGUCGACAAGCCAGAAAAUUGGAACAAACCAAGUGUUGUUGAAUAUGAGCCAAAGAAGGUUCUACCAGAAGAUGUUGUAAUCAAGAUUGAAACAUGUGGUGUUUGUGCCAGUGACCUUCAUACUGUAAAGGGUGAUUGGGGUGAUUUACAAAGAAAGGACUUGGUUGCAGGUCAUGAAAUUGUAGGUGAAGUUGUCAUGGUUGGUGACAAGGUCAAGAACGUCAAGGUUGGUGAUAGAGCAGGUAUCGGUGCCAUGUCCAACUCUUGUUUGGACUGUAACAGAUGUGCCAGCAACAACCCACAAUACUGUAAGGAAAAAAUUGACACAUACAAUGCCCCAGACAAGAAGUCUGGUGGUUACAUCACCCAAGGUGGAUACGCCUCUCACGCUAUCAGUCAUGAACACUUUGUUUUCCCAGUUCCUGAAGAGAUUACAUCUGCUGAAGCUUCUCCAUUAUUGUGUGCUGGUCUCACAGUUUACUCUCCACUUGUGAGAAACUUGGGUAAGGAUGCUACUGGCAAGACCGUUGGUAUUGUUGGUAUCGGUGGUUUGGGUCACUUGGCUGUGCAAUUCGCCAAGGCCUUGGGCGCUGAAGUCAUCGCCUUUUCCAGAGGUACCUCCAAGAAGGAAGACGCUCUUAAAUUGGGUGCUUCUUCAUUUAUUUCAACUAAGGAAACUCCAGAUUUCGACAAGGAUCAUUAUGAUGGAUUUGACUUCAUUUUGAAUUGUGCUGCAAACUUUUCUCAACUUGAAUUAAAGCCAUUCUUGGCCUCCUUGAAAGUGGGUGCCUCUUUUGUUUCUGUUGGACUUCCUCCUGUAGAUGAAAAGGUUGAAAUCCAGCCAUUUGAUAUGGCCACUAAUGAAGCAAAGGUUGGCCAAUCUUUACUUGGUGGUAGAGAAGAAGCCUUGGCUAUGCUUAAGCUUGCCGCUGAAAAGGAUGUCAGACCAUGGAUUGAAAAGAUUCCAAUCAGUAAAGAAGGUGUUGCUACAGCUUUGGAGAAGUUGGACCAAGGUGAUGUUAGAUACAGAUCUGUUUUGGUUGACUUUGACAAGUUGUAAUUAGUAUUUAGUGAUAAUAUAAAAGACUUAAUUAUUAUUUAAGC